Molecule: messenger RNA, 567 nt
Organism: Hypomesus transpacificus
Lineage: Eukaryota; Metazoa; Chordata; Actinopteri; Osmeriformes; Osmeridae
Gene: rps27.1
Product: ribosomal protein S27, isoform 1
Exons: 4
Coding region: 77-331 (84 amino acids)
Biological process (GO): ribosomal small subunit assembly; translation
Cellular component (GO): ribosome; cytosolic small ribosomal subunit
Molecular function (GO): structural constituent of ribosome; RNA binding
Source: RefSeq, a predicted model, not a curated record
ACCAAAUGCAUCGCCAAUAUGAACCCCUUCCUUCCGGUUUAGCUCCCUUUCCGGCAGCGGCUAUAUCUUCGCCAACAUGCCACUCGCAAAAGACUUGUUGCACCCAUCCCCUGAGGAGGAAAAGAGGAGUCACAAGAAGAAGCGACUCGUCCAGUGUCCAAACUCUUACUUCAUGGAUGUUAAGUGUCCAGGAUGCUACAAGAUUACAACGGUGUUCAGCCACGCCCAGACUGUUGUGCUGUGUGUUGGCUGUUCCACUGUCCUGUGUCAGCCAACUGGGGGCAAAGCACGUCUCACAGAGGGGUGCUCAUUCAGAAGGAAGCAGCACUAAUUCUGCAUCCAGCGCCCCCAGUAUGAGGGAGAGGAGUGGUUGGACCGGUUGAUAUCAGCUGCCCUGGCUCCAACAUGACGGCCAGGUACUUAAGACCCAGCGGAAUUUGCGGGAACCACACUGGAAGACUGGCAGCAAGAUGAUGAAAGUGCUUGUUGAAAAUUACAGAUCAGUUAGUUGCUGUAACUCUGCCCUUCAACCUCCUGUCUCUUAAUAAAAGUGUUUUGGCUGAAGAA